UCCACUUGUAUGUCCCUCUACCAUCCAGAGGCGGUAAUCAUCCAUCAGUAUUCGCUUGUGAAGUUUGUCUUCCUGUCGCCAGAGGUGUUGGUCCCAUUGCAGAAGUGAUGGCGGUGGUGAAGGGAACAGCGCGCCUACCAUGUGACAUUGUUCCUCCUGUAUCUAACGACUCAGUGUUCCUUGUCAUCUGGUACAAAAACGACAUUACUCCCAUCUACAGCUUUGACGUUCGAGGGAAGCACUCCGAGGUGGCUUCUCACUGGAGGGAUAAGGAGAUCCUGGACGAACGCGGGUACUUCCUUACUGUCACGGACCCCGCCACCCUGUCCCUGAACAACGUGGACGAACGUGAUGAAGGGGAGUAUCGUUGUCGUGUCGACUUCCGGCAGUCCCCCACCCGCAACUCCAAGGUCCGCCUCACUGUCAUCACUCCUCCCAUGAAUCCGACAAUAUUUGACGACAGAGGCAAGGAGGUUCCAAGUGUUGCAGGUCCUUACGAAGAGGGACGGGAAAUGAAACUGCUGUGCAUGGUCUCGGGUGGUCGACCCCUGCCCACAGUCCGGUGGUGGCGUGAUGCCGUGCUAGUGGACAGCACGGACGAAGAGUAUGCUCACCCUGGUAAAGUGAAGCAUAAUCAAUUGAUCGUGCCCGAGCUGAAGAGAAACGACCUGCACGCCGUUUACACCUGUGAGGCGUCCAACAACAACAUCAGCCAGCCAGUACGUGCUUCAGUCAGCAUAGAGAUGCAUUUUAAACCUCUGAGUGCAUCAAUACUGAGCAGCAACCAGCCUCUGUCGGCGGACCGGAAGUACAAUAUCGAAUGUCAGUCUGUAGGAUCACGUCCUGCUGCCAAAAUUACGUGGUGGAUGGAUACAAAGGCACUGGACACUUACGUGGAAAAGGUGUCAUCAGAUGGAAACAUAACGUACUCAACUUUGACCUUCACCCCCACGCUUGCAGACCAUGGAAAAACCUUGACAUGUAGAGCAGUCAAUAAAUUUAUUGACGCAGCUGUCGAGGAAGAUUCAUGGAAACUGAAUGUAUUUUUUGUCCCUAUGUUGAAACUGGAGCUAGGACUAAAUCUCAACCCUGAUGACAUCGAAGAGGGCGAUGAUGUGUAUUUUGAGUGCAAAGUUCAUGCCAACCCCUGGGCUUACAAAGUCGUCUGGAAACACAAUAGUCAGACGGUCCAGCCUAACCAGAAGGGUGGAGUAAUUAUGAGCAACCAGGCUCUAGCCCUACAAGGAGUGCGACGCCAGCAAGCGGGGAAUUACACCUGCAUCGCAUCUAACGUGGAAGGCGACGGAGAGAGCAACACUGUGGAACUCCGUGUAAUGUACAAGCCGAUCUGUCGGCCAGAUCAGAAGCGUGUGUAUGGAGUAGCACGCCAUGAGAACGCCCAUGUGGUAUGCGAGGUAGAGGCAUACCCCCCGCCCGAUACUUUCAAAUGGUCCUUCAAUAACACUGCCGAAACAAUCGACGUGCCGCAGGCUCGCUACAGAACAGCCGCCGCUACGGGAGGGUCCACAACUUCGCAGUCGAUGCUUACCUACACUCCCAUGACGGAGAUGGACUACGGGACUGUCAUGUGCUGGGCCGGCAACACGGCCGGCCAACAGAAAGAACCCUGUGUCUUCCACAUCAUUGCAGCAGGUCAUCCAGACACACCAUUCAACUGCACUCUGCUCAACCAGACAACAGAGUCGCUGGAAGUGGACUGUGUGGAAGGUUUUGAUGGUGGGCAGCCACAGUACUUCCUGCUCGAAGUGUUCGACAUGCAGACAGGCCAACUGCAAGCCAACGUUUCCUCCAAGUUCCCUGUGUUUAGUGUCAGUGGGCUGGGACCAGGCAUGGUGCUCAAGAUGUUGGUCUACGCCGCUAAUUCCAAGGGCAAGAGCGACCCUGUUGUCGUCGAGGGCUUCACACUCAAAGUUGCCGAGAAACAAACUGGAACCCCAGUGCCAUUUGAGCUGAAUCCGGUCCUGGGAAUCCUGAUCGGCGUUGUAGCUGUGCUCCUUGUGGUCGCCAUAGUUAUUGUGGGAGCACUGCGGGUACGGGCACAGAACAGAGGCAGUCCCUCACGUCCCGGGGACUUGGCGCUUAAAGAGAAAGCUGCACUUCCUCUCCGCUCCGACGUCGAGGACUUGUACGAGAUGGACGACAAGAACCCUGACGUCAUACCCUGCAAUAAAGACUCCGAUUAUCAGUUGGUGUCUGAGGCUCAGACGCCUGGUCUCAAUAAUCAGACGCCGCCUGAUUUGCCCUCUUACGAUGAACAUCCCAAACGCAACAAUGUCUCUAGGAACGGAGACCUUUUCGAAAACUACAAGAAUAGCCGCGACAGAUAUCCUCCAACGGGUCAUCCGUCAUCAGAAGAAGUCACAUAUGCAGAACUCUGCCUAACAAGACCUACAACUCUUCAGGAUCCAACACUUGGUGGUGGCAACUGUAAAGUUAGCAGUGGGGUGGUGUUGGGUGGAGUUGGGGGUGCUGCAGGUGUCGUAAGGGGCAGAGAAGAGCCAACUAUCUAUGCUCAGAUUGAUCAUACACGUCGCCCUCAGCCGCCACCCCCUAUACAACAGGGAUGCAACACUCCACAGCUCACUGCACUCUCCCCCUUGGUGUCACCCGUCACCUGCGCUCCGCUCACACACCCCUCCAUGCUCCAUCGCGAAAUAGUCACCGUCAGGACACCGCUCAUGUCCAGCCAGCAAGAAAGUUGUGUAUAGCCAGGUUACUUAGUAACAGGACGAUACUAAAACUAUAGCAACACGGACUGAUGGAGAAAACGUUUGGUACCUACUGGAUUUUCUGCUAGAAUUUUUUAAUCGCAUGUAAAGUCAAUAUGAACACGAAUAUUUGUUUAAUGACAAAAGUAACAUUAUAAAAUUUGUAGUGCAGAAAACUAUUAAUAAUAUUGUUACAGCAAGACUAUCUUUGCCUAAAACGAUAUGAUUAUAAACUGAAAAUAAUGAUAAUCUGACUGAAAAAUCUCCUAAUGAAAGUACACAAAGAGAUACGUCCCAUUUGCAUUUUAAAUUUUCAGAUAUUUCCCAACUCUAUCAGAUUCUUUCUUUGAGACGUCUACUGAAUGUAUUUAUUUACGAUUGUUAUGUUCUAGCAAUCAUUUGCCAUUAUAAAGGAAAAUAAAUCCACGCCUAAGCUUCUAUCAGAUGUAAUAGUAGGAAUAAAAAAAUAUGUUUUGAAGUUUAUAAUUACAUAUCUCUCUUAAUUCACGCACAAACAAUUUUGAAUUAGAAACUAGAAUCAUCGAUAUAAGAGUUGUUUUUUUUUCAAUGUGUGAUUUAUAUGUUAUAACGCGGGAAGUGUUAAACUUGCAGUGCCAGUAUUAUGAUGCUCAUGAGUAGCAGUAUUCAGGAUGUUAACACUGGAUCUUCUGUGCUCUCAUAGAGCAGAAAUGUAAUUCAUACAGCCAUAUCGAGAAAUUUAAAUUAUCGUAUUGAAAAUCAGUGUGACUGUUAAAUUUCAAGCUCCGGAGCUUAAAAUUAAUUUCUAAAUUAAAACAAUCAGACCGUUCUUAAUCGAGCGAGGGUCACCAGAGACACAGGCCAAAAAGUUGCAUAAUUUUUAUUAUUAUACAUUUAUAGAAAUUUUAAACACUUUGUUUGAACUCAUUCAGUUAAUUAAGAACACCGUUUACUUGAAGUGAUUGUUGAUAAAUACAUAGUGUAGAUGUCUUACAAAUUCUGAUAUUUCUACCAUUUUUUGGUGAUCAACGUUGCCACCAUUACCAGUAACCCCAGUUGAAUAUUAUCUCUCAAUGAUAUUUUAAUUCAUUUCCAGGUUUGACACUGAACUUUUCUGAUCGUAAAGGAUUUAAAAGUAGGUGAUAUUUCCUUUCACUUUCACAGGGUGCUCCUUGUUGUGUGUCAUAAGCAUAUGUUUGGUUAUCUGUGUUGAUGGAUAACCUUACCAAACAUUUCCUUUCAUGUUUAUUGAUGUAAACUGGCAACACUUUGCAGGAUCAUUUGAUUUAAUACUGUCACAAUCCCCCACAUGGUUACCUGAGGGAAUGUGUUGUAAGGAGACACUUCUGAAAUGGACACAUAGUACUUCUGUAUAGCAUUAUUCUCGAUAAUUUUGAACAGAGAAUUGAAACCUGUGAGUCCAUAUUCAUUACUGUUAUCUUUUUUUAAUUUUCCAUGAAGGCUCAGCUUGUAGUGUGUUUACAUACGCAGUAAACUGUUGAGCUGAAAUAUUAAAUUAGGUCAUAUAUUAGAUCCAUUCAUCAUAUCAAAUAUCCACUAAUUGUGUAAACGUAAACUAUUCAGGCAGAAUGGCAUCAAGAAAAUCACUUAACAGAACAAAAUUCUCAACCCAGUAAAGCGGGGCAGUAUAUUAAAAUGCAUAUAUAUUUCUGUACUAUUUCAAAUUCUAUCAUUUCCGACUGAAUCAAUAAAUGUUUGACAUAAAAUCGUUCAUAUUACAGGAAAAUUCUUCAGUUUCAAUAUAAAUUUACAGUGGUUAUGUUAUGCUACAGAAUACUACAAAAUGUUCAUAAUGUUACGUUUGUAAUUUAACCAGUGUUCUCAAUAAAUGAUUAUGUAUGAAGUAGUAUAAAAUGGAAACUUCCAGAACUUUUGCAAGUAAAGAAAGAAUUUUCAAGUACAUAAGAUACAAAAUGUGCAAAAUAUUUGCUGUGCUGAAUUUUACAGAGAUACUCGUAUUUUACACGACUUCUUUAUUAACCGUAACAACACAACAAAUAUCAAGGUCAAUGCCCAGCUACGGCUCUGCCGUAUUUUAAGUUAUAAUAGUACUAAUCAAGAAAGCCAUACAAAAAUGUCACUGAAUUUACGUCAAGAUAAUUGCAUACUGUUAUUUCAGAGACAGAGUGAAAAUAUAUAUGAAUGAAUAAGCAGUAAUUAAUUAAUUGUUUUAAUAAAAUUGGCCUACAAUAAUAGUGCUUCAAUAACAGAUACAACGUACAUGCUAUAGCUGAAUCCCAUACAAAUAGCAAUUUCGUAUGCUAUAUUAAUUUAAUUUUUUUUCAAUAAUCGGUGUUUAUUAAUAAUGCAAGAGCAACUACUAAGUUUUGUUAACAUAAUGGCAUUUACUUUGUAUGUGUUUUCUUUAAUUGUUCUACUAAUUUUAAUGUGUACAUUUGUGCUGGAUGAAUGAUUCAAUUUUUGACAAACGCCCAGAACAUCUAGAUGAUCCUGUAACUUGGUAAAACGCACAUAGAUUUGUUCCACAAUUUGACGUGAUACUACCAGAUGGGACUAUUUGUUCAUAAUGAAACUCUGAACUGAAGUCUACUUCUUCCAUUCUUCCAAGAGAGUUGAAAGUUGAACUGUUAUAAAACGAGGAGGUUGCAUGAAAAAAAAAACAUUGACAACAAUUUUAAAAAUGAUUUUAGUGUAAAAUACUUAAUCCCGUCCAUGAAGGGAAUUAAUUUUUGAGCGAAUUCGCUAUAUUUUUCCCUUGUACAUGUAUACUUAAUCUAUAAAUUAUUGAAGGAAGACAUUGAACAAAACGUUAAGUAUGAUUUUUGCCUAGUAUAUUCCAUCUUUUGAGGCCUAUCCUCGUUCACAUUGAUGUUAAACUUGACUGUUGUUCUUGUCGAGGUAAGUACAUAUUUUCCGAAGUGAACAGAGAAGUUCAUGGAGGUAGGCCUAGGCCCACUGGGGCUGUAGUGUCAAGGAAAAAAAGUACAUAUUUUAAUAAACUGUGAUUAUGAUUUGUUUGCAUAUUUAUGUUCAUACUCAUUCCAAAACACAACUAAUAAUCCUGUCAACAAAAUAAAUGUCCUCAUACUAGAGACAUAUAACUUUACAUUUUCAAGAAGGUAUAUAUAGGACUUCGAAUUACAUUUCGGCCAUAUUGUUGCAUUACUGUUACUUUGAACUUGCAGCAGGAUUGAGGUAACAAAUUUUGGUGCCCUGUAUAUGUUGUUUUGGAUAUAAUUCUGUAUAUUUAAUAAUGCAAACAACAUGGAAAUUAUGUGUAAAUAAACUGUGAUCUUUGUCUGACAUAGUAAGUCCAAUUGCAUCUAUGUGAACAGGAAUUAUUAAAAAUAAGAAAAUAUCUCAUUUUAAUUUUGAAAUUCCAUAUAACUCUUACAUGUGGCUUCAGAACUGCCCAGUAUAAAUAAGCUUAUAUUGACACAUUUGAUUAUAGUAAAAUAAACAAGGAAAUUAAAGAGACCUAGACAAAUAAUACAUAUAUAUAAAACAUCCAUUUCUUCAAGAGCAAAAAGAUAUGCAGUAUUUUGUAUGAUAAGAUUAGGGUAAAUAUAGGCCUAAUCAUAAAUAGUGUCACUCAUUCUGUAAUAUCCAAGAACAAUUAUUUCAACGGUUGUAAUUUUUAUAUGGUACUUACUGUGCUAGAAAAGAACAGUAUCUCUAGUCAUCCAGUUUCUACGAAAGUGAUCAUCAGGCCACUCAAGUACUACUAGUGAACACACAAUUCUGGGUACUGCACUGUUCCCCUCUCCAUCCUGCUACCUCUUCAGUCAUUACAGAAGAUGAUGGUUUUGUAAGAUAAAAUAUAAUUCUGAUACAUACAAUAGAAGGGACAUAAUAGUGCCACGAAAAUUGAAAAUGAUGAACAUGUUAUCUACUACUGUUUAUAUAUUCAUUCAUUUCGGAAGACAAUUCAAGAAAUAGAAACUUUCGAAUAAAUGCAAGUUUUUAUGUAAAGUGCCACAUUGUCUGUUGAUGGUCUGUACUGGAUGGAAUCACAAAUGGUUAUAUACAAUUACAAUUAUUUGUUUCAAAACAAUUUUAACAACAAAAAUUAUUCAAAUACAAUUUUUUAUGUAAAGUGCCACAAAUGUACCGUAUCGUAAAUGAAAAUAAGAGUAACAUUCAAUAAAGAUGUGUUAUUAAGAUCAA
Cryptotermes secundus is the source of this 6857-nucleotide messenger RNA. Its product is annotated as nephrin. The record is from RefSeq and is a predicted model, not a curated record. Lineage: Eukaryota; Metazoa; Arthropoda; Insecta; Blattodea; Kalotermitidae. Gene Ontology annotation, molecular function: protein binding. The transcript has 15 exons. The coding region runs from base 108 to 2729 and encodes 873 amino acids.